Messenger RNA from Aspergillus novofumigatus IBT 16806, 1060 nucleotides. RefSeq lists its product as uncharacterized. Gene Ontology annotation, molecular function: rRNA primary transcript binding. Gene Ontology annotation, biological process: maturation of 5.8S rRNA from tricistronic rRNA transcript (SSU-rRNA, 5.8S rRNA, LSU-rRNA); nuclear-transcribed mRNA catabolic process, RNase MRP-dependent. Gene Ontology annotation, cellular component: ribonuclease MRP complex. The transcript has 2 exons. The coding region runs from base 330 to 917 and encodes 195 amino acids. The record is from RefSeq and is a predicted model, not a curated record. NCBI's taxonomy places the organism in Eukaryota, Fungi, Ascomycota, Eurotiomycetes, Eurotiales, Aspergillaceae.
UAAAAAUAAAACACCGAGCCAGUCUACAAAGGGUAUCGAAACCACGGCGUAGAUUUCUCUUCAUCAUUAUUCUAUUUCGAAUACUUUCUCUCUCUCUCCUUUUUCAUCUUGCAUUUCUUUUCCCUUGCUUACUUGCUUGCUUCAUCCUCCCCCUUUGGUUCUUUACCUGCAUCACGCCCGUUCCUGGCAUCGUCUAUUCCUAAUGAGAAGCUCUCAUGCCAUGGAUUCGAAAAGCCGGUUAUAGUUUGUUCCGCACAAGAGCUUCUAGUUAACAUUAUUCUUCAAGAUUCAUGAGCAGCUCGUUGCCAUCAGGGUACUUUAAAGAAGUAAUGGAUGUCAAAGAAAUCAUAGCUUUACAUUCACUGCUUCAUUUAGUUUUCCACCGAAAUAAGAAUCAGCACGGGAACACGAAAUGGUGGAAAUGGUUGUCUAUCUUGAAACGCAUCACUCUGAAACUCGCUAAGUCAUUGGAGACCGAUGCCUUCCAUACUGCUCGCCUAUUUAAAGAGCAUCUGGCUUUGCAUGUCAUUCCACAUUGUUACCUGGCAUUCUCGACAGUCAUAGCCGAUGGCCAGUUUUCUACAAUAGGCACAGUGCUGGUAGCUGCGCUUGCUCGUUUAACUAAAGCGACAGGAAUAGACAAGGAGAUGAACUCCCUGCAUCGAAAGAAAAUGGCAUUUCGGCCGUCGACUUGCCUUAAUAAUUUGCAACAGGAGGAUGUGGGAGAAGUUGUUUCUCGGUUGAGCGAGUCUUUUAUCCCUGUUCCAGGCUCUCUGUCUGACAAGCAAGACGGUUUAGAAGAACCGAAUAGCCACCAGAGGGCAGCAAGAGAAACUGCUACUAUCGCUGUAAAACCUUCGGGCCAGAAGAAGAGGAAGAAGAACGCCAUCGAUGAUCUUUUCAAUGGGAUGCUGUGAUCAUGCUGGCUGCUUAGAGUCAGACAUUAUUCAACUACUUGCGGACCAUCCAAAUUCGGAAUGUAUCAGUUAAGAAUAAACGAUGCCCAGUUGUAUCCUCAUAGCAACUCGGUUAACGACAAGCAACUGAAUGAAACGCAUUA